Messenger RNA from Spinacia oleracea (spinach), 4025 nucleotides. Its product is annotated as putative disease resistance protein RGA4. The transcript is spliced from 3 exons. The coding region runs from base 435 to 3881 and encodes 1148 amino acids. NCBI's taxonomy places the organism in Eukaryota, Viridiplantae, Streptophyta, Magnoliopsida, Caryophyllales, Amaranthaceae. Gene Ontology annotation, molecular function: ADP binding. The record is from RefSeq and is a predicted model, not a curated record.
AGUUACUAUGAAAGCCGAAUCUUUAUCCCUAAUCCCGGACCAUUGAAUUUUGCUCAAAUGGCCUGGAAAUAACACUGCUGAACCGAACCCCAAUUACUAUGAAGCUGCUGAUUUCAUCCUUUCUCAAAGCCGAAUCUUUAUCCGUUGAAUCCCAGACCAUUGAAUUUGUGAAAAACAAACCCUUAAUUUUGCUCAAAUGGCCUGGAAAAAACCAUUGCCCUCAAUUCUCCUGAAUUCUCAGUUUCUCACACCGACGUCGUUUCGGCGGAAUCCCAGAAGUGGGUUAAUCACCCUUUUGGCGCCCAUAUUGAUUCUGAUGACAAAAUUCAUGCCAGAGAUACUCAGAUGAGAUCAACCUCGUCGUCUGGGGCUUCAGAAAAGAACUCAAGAAGCUCCAGCGCAAGAUUCAGCCAAUUGAAAGCAUUGUGCUUAAGAUGAAUGAUGCAGACAAAACAGUGGAAUCAUGGCUUAGAAAUGUAGUCAGCAUUUUAUACAAUGUGGAGGACAUGCUGGAUGUGUUGGCCUAUGAGAAGCAGCGCGACUUUGUCAUGAAGACAAGGCCCAAAACUGGGAAGACAAGGCACUUGCUCUGGCCUUUGAAACGGCUUUACUAUCGCCGUAAGAUUGGCAACUGGAUUAGUAGGAUCAAUACCAACAUUGACGAAGCCUUGAAAGAGGCUCAAACCAUUUCUCAGCUCAGGGGUCUAAUGCACUCCCCACUGCCAGCUGCAACAAACAUUAUUACCAGCCAAGGCGCGGCUGCAGAGGAUCGUCUACAGCAUCUUCGACGAAAUGUAGAUAUGUCCCUGAUUGUUGGCAGAGAUUCUGAUGUUGAUUCCGUGGUGGACAAACUGUGCAACCCUUCACAGGAUUCCUACAAUGUCAGCAGUAACCGCCUCUCUGUAAUUGCCAUCAUGGGAAUUGGAGGUAUUGGAAAAACAGUCCUAGCGAAAAAGGUAUUUGAGGAUAAACGAGUGACGGAUAAUUUCACAGAAAGAAUUUGGGUUGUCGCACCAACAGUUUUCACCACAGAAGGGAUAUUAAACAAAAUGGUGGAGUACAUUUAUAUGAGUAGUAGUGAGACUGUCAGCAGCAGCGAAAUAGCAGUACGGAAACUCAAGAAUAAACUAGAUGGAAAAAAGUACUUACUUGUUGUUGAUGAUGUUUGGGAUGAAGAUCAAGAGAUGUGGGAUGCAACGAGAAGUUCACUUGAAAGUAUUGGUGGUUCUCAUGAAAGCAUGAUUUUGGUGACAACUAGAGCUACUGAUGUAGCACAUAAAAUGCAUGCUUUUGUCCAUCACCUGCCGAAACUCUUGGCAGAUGAUAGUUGGUCUUUGUUCAAGGAAGUUGCCUUCGCAAAUAUGUCCCCGGAGUAUAUUUCUAUAUUUGAAACCACUGGUAAAAAUAUUGUUGAGAAAUGUAAGGGAGUUCCACUUGCAAUCAAGAGCAUUGGAGGAAUGCUGCAAACAAAAAGUGAUCCAUACGAGUGGGAGAAAAUUGAACAAAGUGAGAUAUGGGACUUACCGCAGGAUGGAACUGGGAUAUUACCAUCCUUGAUGCUCAGCUACAAGCAUUUGUCAUCUCCACUCUUGCAGAAAUGUUUUUGUUUCUGUGCUACUAGUCUUAAAAGUUAUCACAUGGAUAAAAACUGGCUGAUAUGGAAGUGGAUGGCUUUAGGCCUUGUCCAACAAUCUGAAAGUAGAGACUUGAUGGAGGAUAUUGCUGAAGGUUAUAUUAAUGCAUUGUUAAGUAUUUCCUUCUUACAUGUAGCACUAAGGGAUGAAAUUGGAGAAAUAGUUCGGUAUGGUAUGCAUGACCUAGUGCAUGACCUAGCAACUUCAGUUUCGAAGCACCAAGUGUUAAUAUUGGAGGCAGGUAACCCAGUGACAGCCAUAUCUGAUGUUCGACAUUUGGCAAUCUAUGAACGUAAGGAACUGAAAACUGAAUGUUGGGACAAAGACAAAGUGGCAGUUAAAAAUUUACGUACACUAGUCAUAUAUAAGAAUUCACCUGGAGGAUUGUUGAAGCAUGUAAAGUACCUGCGUGUAUUAAAUUUACAAGACACGGGUCUAAAAGAGGUUCCAGAAUCUAUUGCUGGAUUGAAGUGUUUAAAGGUACUCAGUUUGGUAUAUAACCCAAUAAAGGUAUUGCCUGAAUUUAUUACUAAAUGGUACAACUUGCAAACUUUGAAUCUUUUGGGAUGUGAUCUACUAGAGGAGGUACCUGGAGGAUUAAGUAACUUGGUUAAUCUGAGGCAUCUUUAUAUUGACAGAUUAAUCAGUUUACCAGCAGGGAUGAUUGGGCAGUUGACGUGUUUGCAAACUCUUCCAAUUUUAGGGGUGCGUGAAGGGGGAUUCCAGAUUUCUGAAUUGGGAGGUUUGCCUCACAUAAGUGACAAAUUAGAAAUUCGAGGUCUUGAACUGAUCAAAAGUAAACAAGAUGCUGAAAGUGCCAGUUUAUCAGAGAAGUCAAGAGUUAAGAAGUUGAGGCUAUUCUGGAAUAACGACAACGACUGGGUAAAACAUGAGGAGGUGUUAGAUGGGUUGGAGCCAAACCGUAACUUGAGACUUCUGACCAUUCAAAGAUAUGGGGGUGAAAACUUUCCAUCCUGGUUGAUGAGAAUGGAUGUGAUAAAGAUAAUAGAGCUUGUUAAUUGUAGGAGGUGCCGAAAGUUGCCAACAUUAGGGCACUUGCCUUUUCUUGAAAAACUGAAGAUUAAAAAUAUGGAAAGCUUGGAGUGUAUAGGUGUUGAGUUGUAUGGUGCAAGCAGUAGUUCCAGUUCUGGGGUGAUGUAUUUUCCAAGCUUGAAACAAGUUGAAUUAUUAGGGCUUGACAAAUUAACAGAAUGGGUUGAGCCAAGUUCGGGGGAGUGGACUAUUUUUCCUUUGUUGGAGGAAUUAAAAAUAGAAGACUGUCCUGAAUUGAAAACAACUCCAUAUAAAUUCCCCUCUCUUGAACAGCUGACUGUUACAAACAUCACCACUAGCAGUCUUCUCUUGUCAAAGAUACUAUCCAACAAAGGUUCUCUCACUUGUCUAAAAGUUGUUCAAAUUGAUGGGAUAACAGAAAUCACACAUUUGCCAGAGGAGUUGGCUGAAUAUUGUACAUCUCUCCAAACAUUGAGAAUAAAAAGAUGCCAGAAUCUGAGUUAUUUGCCAGAGAGCCUAUCGAAGUUGAUUUCCCUUGAGCUGUUGCAAAUAAACUACUGCCCCAACCUGGUGUCUCUAUCCAACCUCAGCUGUCUUGGCUUGUUGCGUCAAGUUGACAUUUUCGAUAUUAGAGGUUUAACAAAUUUUCCAGAGGGAUUACUAGAUUGCAAGUCGCUGGAGAGAUUGUGGUUCAGUAAUUGUCCAAAGGUAAAGAAACUUCCAGACCUGACAGGAUUAAGUCGUCUUUGUAAUCUCAGCAUUACGAGUAUGACAAAGAUGAUAAGUCACCCACCUGAUUGGUUAUACCACCUCCCAUGCCUUACUACUUUGCACAUCGGAAGUUAUUAUGAACUAGAUGAAUUUCCAGAUAUGAGCUUCCUCUCGAAAAUCACUUCUCUCAAAACUUUGCAUUUGUAUGGUUGGGAAAAGUUGCAGAGUCUUCCAGAACAACUCCAACAAUUUACAACGCUGAAAGGACUGGUAAUUUGUGACUUUGAGAGUAUGGAAUAUCUCCCCGAUUGGCUCGGAAACCUUUCAUCUCUUGAUUCAUUGUAUCCUGCCCGGUGCAAGAAUUUGAAGAAACUACCGACAGAGGAUGCCAUCAAGCGACUCACUAAAUUAAGCUAUUUGCUAAUUCAAGACUGCCCCCUGCUGGAGAAAGCCGUCAAGGUUAACGGGACAGAGCAUCACAAGAUUUCCAACAUUAAAGACUUUGUACUCAAUAUUAUUUGAUCUCACCGACUGCAUUUGGAAAGUUUUCUAGUUUACAAUAAUUUAUUUUUAAAAAGUACGAAGAACAAUCCAAGUCUUGUAUUUUACCCUCUGCAAAACUGUAUGUUUAAGAUCGCCUUUAAUUUAUUGGACAUGUUUUUGGCA